Molecule: messenger RNA, 2485 nt
Organism: Vombatus ursinus (common wombat)
Lineage: Eukaryota; Metazoa; Chordata; Mammalia; Diprotodontia; Vombatidae
Product: signal-regulatory protein beta-1-like
Exons: 6
Coding region: 124-1344 (406 amino acids)
Cellular component (GO): plasma membrane
Source: RefSeq, a predicted model, not a curated record
CCAAUGAGCAGAGGCGGAUGUGUUUGACUCCAACUUUUCCCUGCAGGAGAGCCACUGUCCAUUCUAUGAAUCCAAGCCAACAAAGAGUCACACACAGAGAGAAAGCACCAAAGACCUAUUGAAAUGUCCAGCCUCUUCUACCUACUUGGUUUCCCUGUGCCUUCUCUGCUGCUGAUUCUGCUCCUUGGCUUCUCUGGAGCCCGAGGCCAGGAGGAGUUCCUGGUUCUGCAGCCUAAGGAUCCUGUGUCUGUGGCAGAGGGAGAGAUGGUCACUCUGAACUGCACAGUACCUGGGAUACUACCAGCAGGACCAGUCAAAUGGUUCAAAGGGAAAGAGCCUCAGAGACAGGAAAUUUAUAAUUUCAAAGGAGGCACCUACCCCAGGAUAACUAAAGCAGCCUCAUCUAGCAGCACCACAGACUUCUCCAUCUCCAUCAGCAACAUCACUCCAGAGGACAGUGGCACCUAUUACUGUGUGAAGUUCAAAAAGGGGAAUCCUGACACAGAGGUUAAAUCUGGUGGGGGCACCAUGUUGUCUGUGAUGGUCAAACCUUCUGUACCUGUGGUGUCUGGCCCCAAGGAGAGAGUAAACAGUGAGCACAUGGAGAAUUUCAUUUGUAACUCGAUGGGCUUCUUUCCCAAAACCAUCACCUUGAAAUGGUUUAAAAAUGGGAAGGAGAUCUCUGCCCAGUGGACCAAAGUUUUCCCCCAGGACAAUAGUGUCUCCUACAACAUCACCAGCACUGUGAAGCUGAAACUAGAAGCUAGCGAUGUCCACUCCAAAGUUAUCUGUGAGGUGAAUCACAGCACGUUACAAUCUCCUCUUCGAGGGACAAAGAAUUUGUCAGACAUUAUACGAGUUCUACCUAAAGUGAAUGUUUCUUCUCAACUAUUUGCCAUGAACUACAACAACAUCACCUGUCAUAUAAUGGAAUUCUACCCCAAAACUGUGAGUGUCAUCUGGCUAGAGAAUGGCUUCACGAUUGUGAUAGGGAAGACAUCUAAACCCACAGAGAACAAAGAUGGCACCUAUAGCCUCAACACCUCAUUCCUGGUAAAUGUGUGUGGUCAAAAGGAAGGCCAGGAGAUCACUUGUCAGGUACUGCAUGAUUCCCAGCCUCCAAUCAGUGCCAGUAAAACAUUUAUAGCCUCAUCUCUUUCUGGGACUAUGGAUAAAAAAGAAUCAGGGCAAGGACUUUCUGGCCAGCUUUUUGUAAUCUUCCUUCUGGGACUGAAAGUGCUAUUGUUGUUCAGCGUACCCUGGCUCUAUGUUCUCAGAAAGCAAAAAAAAAAAGUUUCAGAGGCUGCCCACUCUGUCUCAUAUUCCUCAGCUCCAGAUCCUUAGCUUCAGCCUCCUCCUGCCUUCAAUCUGGGUGCUGACCUAGGCUUGGAAACCCAAGAGAUAAAGUGUUCUCCACCCCACACCCUCCCCUGAAAAGUAUCCUGCAGCUCCCAGGUGUUUCUCCUCUUUGGAAAGGACAGCUGACCCCAAAUUCUCCUCUAGGAGCCUCUGAUCCAAGAGCUGUGCCUGAAGAAGAAUGUGGCAGGCAUCAUUCUGGGCUUGGCCUCCCAGCAUGGAUCCACACUCCAGGGCAGAAGGGAAGGGACCACUAAGCCCUGAUUUCUGAAGCUUUCACUACGUUUCCCAUCAGCAAAAAAGAGAACUAUCCAAUUGCAGAACCCACACAACCAUUUUUCAUAGAUAUCUAUGGGUUUCUCAGAAUGGCCAACGCUCCUCAUCUUUCAGUAUUAUGUCAGUUUUAUUUCCCAAUAUGAUCUCUCUCCUCCCACCCACCCAGAUAUCCAUCCUUUACAACAAAGAAGAAAAAAGAGGGGGAAAACCUAGUUCAGCAGAGCUAGCCAAUGCAUAAACCAAAGCUGACAGUAUUUGUAGCACUCCAUACCUACAGUGCCCCCACCUCUGCAAAGAAUGGAGGGAGGUACUUUCUCAUAUCAUUUCUUCAAGGUCAAGUUUGAGCAUCGAAAUUACACAGCAUUCACUUUCGAUCUGCUGUUAUUGUUCUCUCCAUUUAUAGUGGUGCAGUCAUUAUGUAUAUAGGAUUAAUUCUGUAAGCCUUUCCAUGCUUCUCUGUAUAGUUCACAUCCUUUGCUUUCCACAUUGCAGAAAUAUCAUUACAUUUAUGUACAACAACUUAUUUGGACAUUAUUUCAUUUUCAGUUCUUCACUUCUAUAAAAAAUGCUUUUAAUAAAUAUUUUGGUCUUGACUCCCUUGGAAUAUAUGCCUAGCAGUGGGAUUUCUGAUUCAAAGAGUGUGUACAUUUUAGUCACUUUCUUAAGAUAAUUCCAAAUUGUUUUCCAGAAUGGUUGGCCCAAUAUGAAGCUCCACCAACAAUGUAUGCCCUCUCCAAUCAAUUAUUGUUAUCUUUUGUCAUCUUUGCCAAUUUGGUGAGCGUGAAUGGAAACUUCACAUUUGUUUUAAUUUUAAUUUCUUUUGUUAUUAGUGAUUUGGAGCAAUUUUUCCUAU